GCCAGUAGUAGUGCGUCUCAUGGAGGACAGCGAGCUCGUGAUCCUACAAAAAGCACACGACGAGUUCAACAGUAAGAAUUAUAAACCAGCAGAGGAAUUAUACACACAAUUCAUUGAGUCUUGCGCCAAAUCCAGAGACUGCAGAGCUCAUGAUUUGGCCAUUGCCUAUAAUAACCGAGGACAGGUGAAGUAUCUUCGGGUGGAUUUUUAUGAAGCCAUGGAUGACUAUACCUCUGCCAUUCAGAUCAACUGCCAGUUUGAAGUGCCACUUUAUAACAGGGGAUUGAUACGUUACAGAUUGGGCUUUUUCAAAGAAGCUGAGAGUGACUUUCGGAGAGCCCUGGAACUGAAUCCUAAUUUUAAAGAUGCUGAAGAAAGUUUGCGGCAGACACUACUGGACCAUGAAGAAAAGUUGAAGAGAGGCUACUAAAGAGAACUAGUCAUUAAAUGUUAUAAUCAAGCUCAUUAAACUGUUGAUUCACCUAGAAGUUAUAUUGUCAUGGACAAUCCCAAGAACAUAUGAUUGUGCAGUGAUGAGUUGAAAUGACAUUCAAACAUUAAGGCCUGGUUUCACUGACAGGGCUUAGAUCAAGCCAGGAUUAGGCCAUAGUUCAAUUAGGAUGUUUAAGUAGUUUUUAUAAAUGUAAACAAUGGCUUAUAUUUUAAGAUUAAGCCUUAAGCCUUGUCUGUGAACUGAAAUGUUUCUAUAGGUCGAAUGAUAAAGAUUUAUUAACCUGCUAGUAUUCUUUCAAACUUUGUGAGCAAAGGGCCAAUCCUGUUGGUCAUUGCUCAAGAUACAAGUGAAAACCUUUCUAAAUAAAAUGCCUGACAGUUUACAUUUCAGAAUACUUUGAUUAAUUGUUGAUUUCUUAAUCACAAGUGGUGCAAUAAUUGUGUUUGUUUGUCUGUUUUUAAUAAACCAAUUCUUUAAAAUCUG
Molecule: messenger RNA, 937 nt
Organism: Carassius carassius (crucian carp)
Lineage: Eukaryota; Metazoa; Chordata; Actinopteri; Cypriniformes; Cyprinidae
Gene: ttc32
Product: tetratricopeptide repeat domain 32
Exons: 3
Coding region: 20-430 (136 amino acids)
Molecular function (GO): protein binding
Source: RefSeq, a predicted model, not a curated record